Messenger RNA from Penaeus vannamei (Pacific white shrimp), 5658 nucleotides. The record is from RefSeq and is a predicted model, not a curated record. NCBI's taxonomy places the organism in Eukaryota, Metazoa, Arthropoda, Malacostraca, Decapoda, Penaeidae.
GGUGGCGGUGUGAAGGGAGACAUGAGAGUACCAGCGGCAUCUGUAUACCGUUCAGGUGUCACAGGUUUGGGUGGUGUAGGGGUGGCAUCGGUCCCUGCUGCACACCCGCACAUUGACCACGAUGAAGAACAGAUCUCUCGUCUUGCACACCACCUCUCUCAGAUCUCCGGGGACCAAGAUGGGUUACAGGUCUUGGAUCAGGAGGAUUUGGCUGCAUUGCUUCCAGAUGUCAGCAGUGGUAGCGGUCACCAAGAUGGGUCAUCUGUCUCUCUGGAUGGGUUCACAGAUGACGUGGUGGUGUCCCAGACUGGGUCGGACACUGAGGGUGAAGACCACGGCUCAGACGUAACUGGUGAUGUUGACGACGACUUGCCAGAUGUAAUUGUGCGUGAGGCUAUUAAGUCCAUGACAAUUGUUGGGGAGGCUGCUCUCAAGUUCAACACAGUGUUGAUGGAGGACCUGGAUGAUGUUGAUGGUCGCUCUCGUCCUCAUGGUCACCCACAUUCACAGCAAUCAGGGCAGACUCGUGUUAGUCAACAACAACGAAUAGCUCGAAGUCCUAGAGCUGACCUGAGCUUGAGGCAGCGGGAUGAAGCAGAGUUAGCAGACAAACGUAGGCGUGGAAGGCCUCCUCGAGCAGGAUUGGUAGGGAAAGAUAAUCAGCAGGAAGAAGACCCAGAUCCUCCUCCAAUGCCAGAACUGGAGAGCUAUGUUCCUUUAGACUGCAAUGUUUCCAACGUUUCUCCAGAUAGUGGUAUUCAGUCUGUGAGUGGUUCACCUUUGCAUCACAUUGGAUCCCCUCCACAACAUCACUCCCCGUUAUACAGUGCAGGCAAGAGUGGAGAUGGGUCUGGCAAUCACAAUAGACCCUAUUCUCCAACUUUGGCUUCGCAAGACUCUCCACCUCCCCCUACAUUGUUACCUGCUGUCACUCCUCCACAUUUAUUAAGCUCUCCACACUAUGAUUAUGAUUCUCCAAACUCCCCUCAAAUGCCAGCACUCAAGUGCCAAGUGGACCCACCGCCUUUGUUACAUGCUGAUAAUGCCAAGAGAGCAAGCCUUGAAGAACAAGGAACACUCAAGAGAAGAGGACCAGGCCGACCCAAGAAAAGUACAGACAAACUGAAAAGACCAAGAGGUCGACCCAAAGGAUCCAAAAAUAAGAGCCCAAAGACUGUGGAGGGUGUGGUAGACUUGGAACUCAAGGAAAAUGGAACAAAACUCUUAGGAGACUCUGAUAGCUUCACAUGCUACAGAACAGAAAUGGGGCCUAGUGCAUUUGUUGUACCCCAUGUGCUAGAUGUGUGUGGUGAGGAGAAAUGGAGCCAUAGUUUAGAUGCAGAGGACCUUCCCCCUCCCCCAGAACCCAUCCCACCCUUAAGACGUGGACCUGGGAGGCCAAAGAAGAUUCCUCCUGUGCUAGAACCCAGUGUACCCCUCCAGGAACCACAGUUAAACAAAGUACAAAGUGAGCACAAAGCUGAGCCUUGUGCAGAAGAUAGUGCCAACCUUUCUAGUGCCAAGCCUCAAACUCCAGUAGUCAGUUGUGAGCCAUCCAGUCCAGUGAAGUGUGACCAUGUGAAAAGAAAAGACAGACCCACCAAGGGAAAGAGGCCUGUUGGCAGGCCAAGAAAAUACCCCAAGAGGGAUGACCUUGAUAGUCUGAACAAUCUGCCUGCUACAGCUGCAAGUAAGAAGUGCUUUAGUGAAAGAAUAAUGCACAAAAUUAUCAACGAGAAAGUUCGCAACAGUGAGAAAUCUGAUAAAUUAUCUGCCCGAGUACAGGAUGUGGAUGAUAGCAAUGAACCAUUUGGGGAUCACUAUCCAUUUCUUGAUCAUCCUGUUGGACUCAUGACACAAACAGACCUGAAAGAUAAUGAAAGGAAAAGAAAAAAAUUAUUGAGAGCAAAGAUAAACAGUGAAGGCAUACCAACAGAAGGGAAGAGAAAGAGAGGAAGGAAAAAGGAAUUGCCAGCCAUAUUUGAGAAGGUUUAUGGAAGUCAGGAGCUGAAGACUAAGAUCAAGAGUGAAAAUGGAAAGCCAUCUCUCUGUGCCACCACGUUGUCGUAUAAACAGAUUCAUAAAAGAAAGAAAAAGAAACCCAAGCACUUCAAAAGCAAACACAAAAACAUUGUUGAUCCUGUAUUUCUUGCUGACUUGGAAGACUUGACGGCUGGGAUGCAGCAGUGCUCCAUCUCCAAAGUACCAAUCAUUCAGCAGACCAAACCUGGUGAAAUCCUUUUGCCAUCUAUCUUUCGACUGAGAAAGGUAUCUCUGGCUGCCAAGAAGCGAAGAGGAAGUGAGAAGACACGGACAAGUGACCGAGAAUCAGGAACAGAAGGAGAGAGUGGGAAGGAGAAGGCUUCGGGGAAAAGGAAGAAAAAAAUGCAAGAAAUUCCAAAACAGGGCCGAGAACGAACUGAAGCAAAUGAACAAAGAUUACCACUGAAAAAGCGCCAUCGCCAUAUCUCCACAGCAGUGCCAGCUACUCCAGAACCACCAAAAGUUGAUAACAUCAAGAGUGAGGUUAUUGUAACAAAAGCCAGUGAAAAAGCAAAUUGUGUUGAAAAGGAGACCAGGCUUGAAAAACAAGAUAAAGAGAAAUCAGAGAAGAAUGAACAGAGGGCAGAAAAAGUUCCUGUGCCCAAAACUGGACUUCUGACUGAAACACACAAGCCUGUUAGAACAGAGAACAAACUCAUUAGACAGAGCAGCUAUGAACUGAACAAGAAAUCUGAUGAAGCUGAAAUUGUUAACACAGUUGCAAAGAAGUUAGAAGAUGAGGUUAUACCAAAGGCUACAGAUGCUGAAGAGCCUUUAAAAAUCACUGAAGUUGUAGCUUUAAAGAAGGCUGAUGAGGCUGAAAAGGAAAACAAGGCUACCAGAGUCAGCAUAGUAGAUCCAGUUGAAAACAAAGCAGUAGAGAAGCCAGAUGCAGUCUCUAAAUCCACUGAAAUGCCAAUAUCAACACGAACAACAACCACGCCUAAGAAACGACACAGGUUGGAAGUAGACCUAUCAACUUCCCCAGCAGCAACAACCCGAGCAAAUGCGGGAUUAGUGAAGAGCAAGACUGAGAAGGAGAUACCAAAGGUCAAGGAGAAGGAAGUGACUUCACUCAAAACCCCAGUAACCAAGUCCCCAAAAGCCAGUAAGGAACCAUGCAUUAAAGAGGUUGAGACUUCACCACCUGCAGUGCUUAAAGCAGAGGAGAAAUGUCCUGAUGACAGUCCUAAGGUCAUGCCUGUUGAAGAAGUGAAGCCCAGUAGUGAUACAGCAGUAACCGAAUCCCAAGUACCUGUUGAAUCAGUGACAGAAACAAAUGUUGCUGUUGAAUCUAAACCUGAAACCGAGCCCAUCAGAGAAAGCUCUGGUACACACUCAGAUAGUGAUAUACCAAGUGAGCAUGAGCCACUCUAUGAAAGUGAUCAGAGUGGUUUCAUGUCUGACAAAGAGGGACCCAAAGAAAUACCUGUGAAGGUGCCACAGAAGAGACGUAAGAAGAAACGGGAGCUAAGAUCUCCCAUUCCAAAAGUAACAGAUAAGCCCACUCCUGCAGAGGUCACAGAGGACAAUGAGCCACCUCCACCAAAGAAGAAGAAGAAGAUCAAGAGACGAAAGACCAACCGAACAGGCUUCCCAACCAUCAGGAAGAAGAAAAGAAAGCCCAAAGAUCCCUCUUCACAGAAGGAUGAUGAAAAUGGGGAAGAGAAGAGUCCGGAUGCUGAAUCCAGUGUUGAAAAUACCAUGGAAUGUGAUAGCAGUGAGAAAAUGAUGGAAUCUGAGCAGGAGAAAGGAACUGAAAUAGAGAAGGAGGAAUCACAACAAGAAUGUGAAACUGAAGAGGCAAAAUUGUCCUCAGAUAAAAGUGAGAAAUCUGUAUCAAAGAGCCCUGUACCAAAACCAGUGCCCAGGCCAAGAGGGAGGCCAAAAAAGAUAAACACAGAUGCCAAACCAUCAAGAACCCCAUCAGAAUCUCCGUCUCAGUCUCCUGAAAAAGCUCCAAAGCAACUUCGAGAAUCAUUAAGAGAAAGAAGGUCAGGAAAGGUUACAGAUACUCCUCAAGAAGAAAAAAUCUCUGAACCAGAUCAAGAUGAACAACAGCUUGAAAAGAUCUUGGAAAGGGUUGCAACAGGUAUAGGAGGAAGAACACGUAGGAAGAGAGAUCUUAGUGAAGAGAGUGUCAAGACUGUUCAGAGUGAAGGAAAAAGACAGAAGAGACAUGUGGAUGAGGAUGUUGAAGACAGUGAUGCAGUGGUUCUUUCCUCUGAGUCCAUGCCAAGUAGUGAGCCUCCAUCUGGUGAUGAAAGCACCAGAACUUUACCAGGGAAGAGGAAAGUACCGCGGUGGAGAAAGAAGUACUUGGUGGCUGGGCUCUUUUCAGAUUACUAUAAAGAGGAUGAACCGAGAAGAAGGAACGGUGAAGUUUACUUGCCAAAGAACAAACUAACUUAUGAUCCAGAGGAACAUGUACAUGGCCUCCCCCCUCCUUGCUAUUGUCGUAAGUGGCUUAGAGAAAGGGAGAUUGAUUUUGUGUUACCAUAUGACCUCUGGUGGCUGCAUGAGCACAACAUGUUACCAGGAAGAGACAUUGUACCCUCUUGGAACUACAAGAAGAUCAAAUCGAAUGUAUAUUAUGAUGUCAAGCCACAUUAUGACUAUGAACUGCAGGCAUGUAAUUGCAAGCGGCCUGCUAAUCCUGAAGAACGAGGUUGUGGUGAUGACUGCAUAAACAAAAUGAUGCUGAUUGAAUGCUCUGCACAGACAUGCCCAAUUGGAGAUGCCUGUGGUAAUCAGCCCAUUCAAAGACAUGAGUACCGCACAUGCCUUCAAAGGUUCAUGACCCCUAAUAAGGGCUGGGGAAUCAGAGCAACAAUGGAAAUCAAAGGGGGAACGUUCAUCCUGGAAUAUGUUGGGGAAGUCGUGAGUGAAAAGGAAUUCAAGCACAGGAUGCAAACCAGAUAUGCAAAUGACACCCAUCAUUACUGCCUUAAUCUUGAUAGAGGAAUGGUUAUAGAUGGCCAUAGAAUGGGAGGUGAUUGCCGCUUUGUCAAUCAUUCUUGUGAUCCCAACUGUGAAAUGCAAAAGUGGUAUGUGAAUGGCCAGUAUCGCAUGGCUCUAUUUGCACUAAAGGAUGUCCAACCUGGACAAGAAUUGACAUAUGACUACAACUUUUCCCUUUUCAAUCCUGCUGAAGGACAAGAAUGCAAGUGUGGUUCAAGCAACUGUCGGGGAGUCAUUGGUGCUAAAUCACAAAGAGUAAAUGGAAUUGUGGAUGACAAAAAAAAGGUUCCAAAGAAGGAUGUUGGAAAGAAACGCAAGCGUGGAGGAACAGCCGAAGUCGAUGCAAGCUACAUUCCCCGUCCACAUUUUACUCCUAUUAAGCCCCUGUCACAUCAGCAACAGCUGUUUAUCCUCACCCAUAGAUGUUUCCUAAUACGCAACUUAGAAAAAGUAAAGAGAUUUCGUGAACGACUUGCUAGGUGUCCGAGAAGAAAGCAGAGGAGGUAUUAGAUGAUCAAGAAGAACCUAGUACAAGAGUGGAGAAAUUUCUCACUCAUUUUACAGCACUCAACACUGCCAGGUCGGUUAAGACAAGACGCUUAGCCCAGGCAGAAGAUGAUCCUGAGAUGACUCGAUUGGCAAAGUUAGCACAGA